Chlorella variabilis is the source of this 720-nucleotide messenger RNA. RefSeq lists its product as hypothetical. The record is from RefSeq and is a predicted model, not a curated record. The transcript has 2 exons. The annotation marks the transcript as partial. NCBI's taxonomy places the organism in Eukaryota, Viridiplantae, Chlorophyta, Trebouxiophyceae, Chlorellales, Chlorellaceae.
AUGCGUAGCGGGGAGUGCGUGCCGCCAUUAUUUUACGCUGACGACCAGGCCCUGCUGGCCACCACGCCGGCAGGCCUGCGUUUCCAGCUUGGUUACCUUGAGAGCUACUGUGCCGCCUGGGGCCUGUCGGUUAACACCAAAAAGACCCAGGUGGUAGUGUACACCGCUGGCAGGGCUGCUGCCACGGAGGAGCGGUUCCGCUACGGCGGCAAUGAGGUGGAAACCGUCCCCACCUUCAGAUACCUCGGCGUGCACCUGCACUGCCGGCAGGCCUUUGCCUCGGCGGCAUCGCAUCGGGCGGAGGCUGGGCGGCGCGCGAUGCACCUGCUGCGUCGCCGCCUGGCCGAGAAUGGGUUGCAGGACCCCCUGCUCAGCAUGCGUGCGUUCAAGUCUUACGUCCUGCCGACGUUGUCGUACGGGGCAGAGAUCUGGGCGCCGCAGCUGAUUCUGCAGGGCAGGACGGCAUGCGAGCAGGUACAGCUGGAGUACCUGCGAGGGCUGCUGGGUGUGCGGGACAGCACCCCAGCCCUCACUGUGCUGGCAGAGACGGGGCAGCUGCCGCUGCCCGCCUACUGGACCUUGCAGGUUGCACGCUUUGUGAGCAACCUGCAGGCUAUGGGCGGCGAGCGGGUCGCCCGUCUUGCCAUGCUGGAUAGCGUUGCGCUGGCUGCCGACACGGACACAGGGCUGCCACUGGCCCGGCAGCCCUGGGCAGCGCAG